This is a messenger RNA of Hymenoscyphus albidus, 1646 nucleotides long. The record is from the annotation of a GenBank genome assembly. NCBI's taxonomy places the organism in Eukaryota, Fungi, Ascomycota, Leotiomycetes, Helotiales, Helotiaceae.
GACAAACUAGCUCAGAAUUCAUUUCUUGCCUUUUACCAGAGAUGACCGUGGUUCAUGCCCAUUAUACUCCGUUCAUUCAAUCUUUGCAACCAAUCUUCUGUAUUCAGAAUCCUCUUUUUUAUGCUUUUUUUGAUCAUGGUUUAGUGCAGGAAAUUCGGUUUGGUGAUCUUUUUUGUCAAUCGCUUGCUCCCCAAUUGAGGUUUUACGAAGCGAGGUGAAUGGAUGGUCAGCCACUCCACCUCAUCUUUGAUUUGGCAAGGCUACGCAGAACUUGGCACUCAUCUGCCAACUUUCUUGCCUUUGCGAUUUGAGCCAUAUCAAUUCAGGCAUUUACUUUUUGUACCUGCAAUUCUUCUUCUUGUUGACUCAUUUUGACAUACUUCUGAUUCCCAAACGUUUCAGAAACUACGGCUGCCUCAGAAAGAUUAGGCAUCGAAAAUAGGAGCGAGCAAACAACUCUGCCUUGGAUCAUCGCCCAAGUACAAAAGGCUACAAGUAUAGCAGAGGGCACAACAAGGGCCGGCUAAAAUCGUCAUCUGAAUCUUCUCAGAUCAAAUCCUACAAUCUCCGAAAAGAGCACACUCACACUCUCGUCAACUUUCAAAAUGUCGGGUUCCUUUCGCAGUACACCCCUCUUUGGCGGGGCUCUCAUCGUGGACCUCCCCUCCAACUUCGCCGACGUCAGGUAAAGUCCACCCAGCCUUUACAUAUCUCAUCACCACAUAUUAACUCGAUAACGCAGCACCAUCCGACAAGUUCCCGAUCAUCAAGAAGUCUACCUCGAUAAAGAUGGCUUCACAAGCAUCAUCUUCGACAUUACAGAACGAGUCGGUCAACCCGGCAGCGGCCCAGCCAUCGACGGCGCAGCCUUGACCACGCAUCUUGAAGAUAUCGUCGAUUCCGACGACGAUACAGUUCAAGUCUGGAGCACGACUAACACGCAAUUUUCCAAACUUCCGUAAGUCAUUUCAUGUUUUCCCUCCGCCCCGGCCCCCUCAUUUCAUUAUUUUACAUAAUUGAUCACGUGUUCAACAACUAAAUCAAAUCAGAGAAGACACACCAUGCUACACAUUGAUUGCCACGCAAACACCUCCUCCAGCGCCGGGUUCCAAGGCUCCUGAUUUCACGGCAAUCGUACUAACGCUUAUUCGGCUGGAGAAGGAGAGCACAGAUAUUCUGAUUACGAUCAAUGUCCCGCAUAUCAAGGGUGAGUAUACGGAGGAGGAAGUCGAUAUGCAGAUGGGGAAACAGGGCAAGUUGAUUGCGAACAGUGUUGAGAUUGCGGCGAGGAUUUGGGAAACUUUCAAGAUUAAGGAUUGGGGUCUUUUCAAUGAGGUUUGAGGGGUGCUUGCUUGGUUGAAGGGAAGAAUGGAUAUUCUCGGGGAUUGGGAGGCGGAAUUGAAAGCAAUGGGUAGUUUUGCCUUUGGACUUUGCCUUGGAGGAUGCGAGAUGAGUCUUAUGGGAGAAUGGAUGAAAUAAAUGAGGUGCUUUUUUUCCUCCUCGCGGAAUGUAUGCAAAUGGAGCUUAGCGAUGUUUUUGUUGGUCCGGACAUCAGGGAAACCGAUUUCCAGGGAAUGUUGGAAGAAUACGAUCCCUUUUAUGUAGGUAGCUAGUUUGAUGAAAAUGGAAUCCGUAUGACAAAGUGC